This is a messenger RNA of Hermetia illucens (black soldier fly), 1665 nucleotides long. Its product is annotated as cytochrome P450 6a8-like. The record is from RefSeq and is a predicted model, not a curated record. The transcript is spliced from 2 exons. Bases 78 to 1580 code for a protein of 500 amino acids. Lineage: Eukaryota; Metazoa; Arthropoda; Insecta; Diptera; Stratiomyidae. Gene Ontology annotation, molecular function: monooxygenase activity; heme binding; iron ion binding.
CUAAGCUAGGCCCACUCAGUCUGCCCCAAGAAAUCAAGCAGUGAACACUAAGAAAGUAAACCUAAAAAGAUAUCGGAAUGGCAAUUACUUGGGCCUUAAUUUUCGGAUUAAUACUCAUCGCUUGGUGGUUUGUCAAGAAAAAGUACUCAUAUUGGGAAAACCGCGGUGUACCCUUCAUUAAACCGAUAAUCCCAUUCGGUAAUUUAAAAGGAGUGGGAAAGACAGUGAGCAUGAAGGACUUUGUGCAAGAUAUUUACGCAAAAUACAAAGGAACUGCCUCACUCAUUGGGGGAUACUUCUUCUGUGAACCAGUGGCGAUUGUCACUGACAUGGAUUUGAUCAGGAACAUCCUUAUCAAAGACUUCUCCUACUUUCAAGACCGCAAGGUGUACUAUAAUGAAAAGCUCGAACCAAUGUCAGCCCACAUGUUCAACUUGGAGGGCGAGAAGUGGCGCUUGGUGAGGCAGAAACUGUCACCAACCUUCACUUCAGGGCGCAUCAAGAAAAUGUUCCCAAUGGUCUUGGAAGUUGCCAAUCGCUUCAUUGACUUGCUCAACCCAAUAGUAGCCGAAGGAUCAGUUGUGGAGAUUCGGGACUUGCUUAUGAGAUUCACCAUAGACGUGAGUGGCACAAUAAUCUAUGGAAUUGAAUGCAAUAGCAUGAAGGACCCAGAUACGGAAUUCCGUCUGAAAGGGAGGAGGAUAUUCAACAACCCAAGACACGGCGAGUUAGCUCGGCUUUUCAUGGAAACCUUCCCGGAAAUGGCUCGGAUUCUUCGCAUGAAGCAGUUUGCCGAUGACGUUACUGAUUUUUUCAUGAAAAUUAUUCGUCAAACCAUUGAAUAUCGUGAGAGUAAUGACGUGCAUCGCAACGAUUUCAUGGAUCUUCUAAUACAGUUGAAAAACACCGGAACACUGGAAGGUCACGACGGACAGAUUGGAAAAAUAUCCGAUGAAGAAAUUGCCGCCCAAGCUUUCAUUUUCUUCGCGGGAGGAUUUGAAACUACUGCGUCCACCAUGGGAUUCGUGCUAUACGCUUUGUGUUUAAACCAGGAAAUCCAGGAUAGAGUGCGGAAGGAGAUCGGAGAUGUGAUAGAAGAGCAUGGCGGAAAGUUCACGUAUGACGCUAUGAUGAGUAUGAAGUACUUGCAUCGGGUAGUUGAUGAAACUCUUCGAAUCUACUCACAAGCAACCUAUCUCUUCCGAAAAGUGGCUCACGACUAUGCAAUUCCUGGGUCAAAAACGGUCUUAGAAAAGGACACGGUUGUAAUUAUCCCUGUUGCUGGAUUCAAUAUUGAUCCAGAAAUUUAUCCGAAUCCUGAAGUCUUUGAUCCUGAUAAUUUCCUACCAGAAAGAAUCGCACAACGAGAUCCAUUCACAUAUAUGCCAUUUGGAGAGGGUCCUCGGAAUUGCAUUGGUUCCAGGCUUGCGAAAAUGGUUACCUAUGCGGGAUUGGUGACACUUCUGCAAAAUUAUCGAUUCAAACCAUCAGAAAAGACACCAGUUCCUAUAGAAUAUGAACCGGACGUCCAGGUUUUGAAGUCAAAAACUGAUUUUUAUUUCUUUGUAGAGAAAUUAUAAGUUAAGCUUGUUAACCAUCUAAAAAAAGGGAGUUUCCAAACAAUCUGUUUUCCCCACAUCUAGCAAUAAAACAUCCUUUCUCACG